AUGACAUGCGCUUGAUUAUGAGCAGCCAAUUCCUCCCACGGAAAUCUGCGUCAAUCACCACCAGAAGCGUUGCUGCUCUACAAUAGUUUGUCUUAUCACACUUUUAGAUGGUUGAAUUACUCCAGUUAUAAUAAACGCAAGUGGUGUCCGUUAAUACAUUUAAUCUCAUUUUGAGUGUUGUUCCUGCGUUCUGAAAAUUCAACAGCGAAAAUGAAGAUCAUGGGCUCCAUCGAGCAACUCAAUACACUAGCACAGAUGAAGAAGAAUGGCAACCCAGUGAACCACUGGCCAUGGAGACUAGAGUGGACAUGCUGUUAGAUUUUCUGCAGCAGCCAAGCUCCAAGCAACCAGAAGGGGAUUCCACCCAAAGGGAGAUUGAGGAAUAUACCUCACGUGACGUGUGCACAUCAACACUUGCUGCCUUGCUUUGUGAAUGCAGGGUAGUGCUUCAAAAGACAGCAGACCACACCCUUUCAAUCUCCCGCACUUAUUCCGUGCUCCUUUCAAAUCCACACUAUGAUUCUUAAGGGGAUCAGUCACAAGAUUGCGAUGUUCUCGGUUAUCCUCACCUGGAGCUUCGUCAUACUCUGCGUUAAAUUCUCCAUCAACGUGGAGCCCUCCUCCUCCAUCACAGUAGAGACAGUAGAGGGGGGACAGGCUAAAAGAGAGGUAGAGUUGGAAACAACUAUUGCCAUUCAGAAGGUCAAAAACAUGACCCUCAACAAAAGGAGCAACGCCGCUCCACUCAAACCCCAGCAGUAUCUGAAGUUCAUCGAAAUCUCAGAGACCUUCAGGAAAGCCAUCUCGCGGGAGGGAGGCUACUGGAACAGGAAGCAGCACAAUCUCUUCCUGGAGCUCGACUCGAUGGUGAGGCCGGAGGGGAACGAGUCGGAAUGGAAGGAGCCGGACGAGAGGCUGUGUAACGGCACAAGUUCCGAGGUGUUCCAGGUCAACAUCCAGGACUUCACCUCCUACUCACCCCUGCUACAGGACUUCCUGCGGACCAUGCACUGCAAGGACCCCCCGAUUCUGAUCGAUCAGCCCAACAAGUGCCCCUGGAUGGAGGGGGAGAGACAGCCCUUCCUGCUCUUUGCCCUCAAGUCUUCGCCCCAGAACUUUGAGCAGCGGCAGGCGGUGCGGGAGACCUGGGGGCAGGAGGGGACACACGACAGUGGGUUGGAGGUGCGGACAGUGUUCCUGCUGGGCACGUUCCCCGCGGGGGUCCCGGAUCUGCAGGAGCUGGUGCGCUUCGAGGCGCUCCACUACGGAGAUAUCCUCCAGUGGGACUUCACGGACAGUUUCUACAACCUGACCCUGAAGGAGAAUGCUUUCCUGGGCUGGGCCCAGCAGCGAUGCCCGAGCGUCUCUUUCAUCUUCAAGGGGGACGACGACGUGUUUGUCAACCAGGGGGCCAUGUUAGACUUCCUACGCUCCCUGACGCCCGAAGAGACCAAGAGCCUUUACACUGGUCAGGUUGUUACCGACGCCAGCCCUAUCCGCCAAUCAAAAAGCAAAUACUACAUCCCCCGCUCAUUCUAUGACGGGCCUUACCCCCCAUACGCUGGGGGCGGUGGGUACCUCUUUUCUGGGUCGCUAGUGAGUCCCCUCCUGCAGGUGUCAAAACACAUUGUCCACUACCCCAUCGAUGACGUCUACACAGGGAUGUGCUUUCAGGCCCUGAACAUCUCCCCCAUUCUACACUCCGGGUUCAUGACCUUCGACAUCAAGGUGAAUGACCGCAAGAACGUCUGUGUGCACAAGAACCUCCUGCUAGUGCACCAGCGCAGCCCACAGGAGAUUCUGUGGCUCUGGAGACAAAUGCAUAGCCCCCUGCUCACGUGCUAAGCCCUUUGCCGCACUGCCAGCUUCCCUACCAAACCCAACACACCACUGUCUGUCAACUCACGGAGCAAUUUACUGCAGUUUUUUUGGAAUCGGCUUUGUCCCUUACUGAUCGACUGACUGAAUAACUUUGUUCAAAGACACAUGCACUAGAAAACGUAUGCAGUAUGUAUGACGUAAGUUCAAGAUGGCAGAGAAAGCUCUUCUGUGAUUGUUAACAGGCUGGGAGGAAGGGAUUGAGGCAGGACAUUUUUCCUCUCAGUGUUUUAUCAGGAAAAGCUUGUUAGCUAGCUAACAUGAAAUCAAAAAUAGCUAACUGGUAGAUAAUAAUUAGCUACGAUUAUGUAACUGGAUGAGACAUGAAAGGAGUGGCAAGCAGCUAUGAACAGUCCAAGCACAGCAAAAUUUAAUAGCUCUGCAUUAUACAAUGCUUCUCUUUAUGAAUUAAUAGCUGGCCAUUUUCCAGGUUGCCUACAGGUAGCUCUGUUUAAAGAUAAUCUGGAAAUAUUCGCUAGAUAUGAGAAUUGUUUUGAGUUUGUUAUUGCUAAUGUUAGCUAGCUAGCUUGCUUAUUAGGUUUUAUGUAAGAAAUCAUGUCAUGUAAUAUAAACUGUAUCUUCUAGUUCGCUAGUUUGGAGUCAUGUUACCUAGGUAGCCUAUAGCUUUUUCAGUAAAACAGUGAUAGUACCAGCUAGAUUAGACAAUAGGUACAUCUAGACUGCUUGGUUAUGCAGUCAAAGGAAAACGAGAGUAAAACCCAGGUCUAAUAAAUAUCUUGCUCCUACGGUAAAACCCGGAGACAAGCAAAGACAAGAGCAGAAAUGUGAAUCACUUGUAAGCAGGCACAAUACUUGAUACUUAAAUUAUAUAUACUCAUAUGUUAAAAAUAUAUGACAAGUGCCAAUUUGUAAUAUUUCCUAAAUAAAUGUCACAUAUAUAUAUUUGUUUUCUUCCCCGUGUGGGCAUGUUCUGCUUCUCGAAAUUGCACUACAAAACUUUGGUGCUGACAUUGUUAAGUUUCCUCAUUGAUAAUAAUGAACAGGCAAAUACUUAGUUACCUCAAAUACCUCAAAUGGCAACAAUGCACAGAAAUGUAUUUUCUUUUCAUGCCACAGGAGAAAAUGUAAAUAUGACCUUUGAUCUUUCAGGGGUAAAAGUUUCCUAUUAGGAAGUUAUAUGAAACAGUCUUCACAAUUGACCAUUUGAUAGAGGUGUAUUGUCCAGGAACACUGUGUUGGGUGGAGAUUUGACAUAGGUUUGGGGACGUGUCACAUGCAUGUGAUAACUUGAGAUUCAGGUUUCUGUAAUCUUGAGGGAGGUACGUCGCCUGAACUUCUUCAGCUGAAUAAGUUCAUGAAGCAAAUAUUGUUGACUGAAUACAGGGAUAUGCUGACAAAUACUUACUGUUCACCAAAAUCCUAUCAAUUCUCCAGGCAAAAUAUUAAGUUAUUAUAUUUCAAUGCUUUUGAAUGUUUACGAUACAAGGAAAUUUGGUCAUCUACAUGUCUAUAGAUAGAUGACAGAUUUGUAUAAAUGUAUUAAAGCAAAGUGUAAAUGUUGAUUCGAUACUGUAAUAAAUGUGUGUGUAAA
Conger conger (European conger) is the source of this 3430-nucleotide messenger RNA. RefSeq names its product N-acetyllactosaminide beta-1,3-N-acetylglucosaminyltransferase 2-like. Gene Ontology annotation, cellular component: membrane. The transcript is spliced from 3 exons. NCBI's taxonomy places the organism in Eukaryota, Metazoa, Chordata, Actinopteri, Anguilliformes, Congridae. Gene Ontology annotation, molecular function: protein N-acetylglucosaminyltransferase activity. The record is from RefSeq and is a predicted model, not a curated record. The coding region runs from base 517 to 1845 and encodes 442 amino acids.